GGUCCGCGAUGGAGCCGGCGGCGCCGGGCGCUCGGUAGUGCAGCGGGCAAGGCAGGUGCCAUGGCCCUGAUUGAAGGGGUGGGUGAUGAAGUGACCGUCCUUUUUGCCGUGCUUGCCUGCCUUCUGGUGCUGGCUCUGGCCUGGUUCUCAACGCACACCACGGAGGGCGCCCACCCACUGCCCCAGCCAUCAGGGACCCCAACACCAGCACAGCACAGUGAAACUAUGGCAGUCACCGACAGCGUCAGAGGAGAGGCCCCAGGAGCCGAGACCCCCAGUCUGAGACACAGAGGUCAGGCGGCACAGCCUGAGCCCAGCACGGGGCUCCCAGCAAUGCCACCAUCACCUCCGGACUCCCCCCAAGAGCCCCUAGUGCUGCGGUUGAAGUUCCUCAACGAUUCAGAGCAGGUGGCCAGGGCCUGGCCGCACGACACUAUUGGCUCCCUGAAAAGGACCCAGUUUCCCGGCCGGGAGCAGCAGGUACGGCUCAUCUACCAAGGGCAGCUGCUAGGAGACGACACCCAGACGCUGGGCAGCCUUCACCUCCCUCCCAACUGCGUUCUCCACUGCCACGUGUCCACGAGGGUCGGGCCCCCACAUCCCCCCUGCCCACCGGGGUCCGAGCCAAGCCCCUCCGGGCUGGAAAUAGGCAGCCUCCUGCUGCCCCUGCUGCUGCUGCUGCUGCUGCUGCUCUGGUACUGCCAGAUCCAGUACCGGCCCUUCUUCCCCUUGACCGCCACCCUGGGCCUGGCCGGCUUCACCCUGCUCCUCAGUCUCCUGGCCUUUGCCAUGUACCGCCCGUAGUGCCUCCGCGAGCUCGCGAGGGGGUCGCGGGCCCCUCCGGACCCUGCUCCCCACGCCACAGUGGGAGCUGCUGUCUGCCCGGGCCGGCCUCUCGGGCCUGCCUCUUCCCCCCGCCCUGGA
Talpa occidentalis (Iberian mole) is the source of this 924-nucleotide messenger RNA. RefSeq names its product transmembrane and ubiquitin like domain containing 1 (gene TMUB1). Bases 61 to 804 code for a protein of 247 amino acids. The record is from RefSeq and is a predicted model, not a curated record. Gene Ontology annotation, molecular function: protein binding. The transcript is spliced from 3 exons. NCBI's taxonomy places the organism in Eukaryota, Metazoa, Chordata, Mammalia, Eulipotyphla, Talpidae.